Tribolium castaneum (red flour beetle) is the source of this 2449-nucleotide messenger RNA. It is a transcript of the gene Rabex-5, whose product is annotated as Rabaptin-5-associated exchange factor for Rab5. Gene Ontology annotation, molecular function: DNA binding; small GTPase binding; guanyl-nucleotide exchange factor activity. The transcript has 4 exons. Gene Ontology annotation, cellular component: cytosol; endocytic vesicle. Gene Ontology annotation, biological process: vesicle-mediated transport. NCBI's taxonomy places the organism in Eukaryota, Metazoa, Arthropoda, Insecta, Coleoptera, Tenebrionidae. The record is from RefSeq and is a predicted model, not a curated record. The coding region runs from base 493 to 2412 and encodes 639 amino acids.
AGACUCUCCAUCAUCUUGCAACGGCAGUUUUCUCGUCUUAAUCGAGCCAAGCUGUCUCGCGUUUCACGAAAAAAACAACACCGAGCGUUCGCCCCCCGUUUCCUCCUUGCGUUUUUCCAACCAGCACCCUGUCGUUAACAAAUUCACCCCCUUGACAAACCCUCCACAAAUGGCUGAUCCUGGUGAAAGUUUAAUAAGUGCCUUCAUCGAAUCCCUAACGAGGAUUCACAUCGUUGAAACAGCGGGCAUCAACUUUCUAAAAUUCCCCCAAUUCCCAGUCGUCCAAAUGCUAAUGAAAGAGUUGAAUUUGUGUGCACACGAUCACAGCUUCGUACCACCGUGGUAAAAUAAUCAAAAACUAAAAACGAGUGCCUUUUAUCGUCACUCAACGAGUGAAAAAUCCACAACAGAUGGGCGAUUGAGAAAUUCACAAAGAACGGACUCAUAAACUAUUUUCUUUAGUUCUUAAGUAGUGUUAUUAGUGGGGUGAAAAUGCCGAUAUUUGCCUUGCAGCGUUCUUACAAGUACAUGAUGUACGCCACCAAACAACCCUCUUUAAGGAUCAAUCAAGCCGAUCUCAAGUGCAAAAAUGGGUGCGGAUACUAUGGAAACGCCGAUUGGGACGGUUACUGUUCAAAAUGCUACCGCAACCACAUGGACCAGGAGCGCCAACGAAAGGCGCGCCAAAGUCACUCCGACCAAACCAAAGUCUCUGGUUUUUCGAAAUUCGAAGAAAAGAAGCGCCAACAAACCGACAAGAAGAACAAAUAUUUGAAAAGUUUGCCCGUUUUUCGCAAAACUUCAAGCGCUAAAGAUUCGGGUCGUCCGGAGCGUCAUUUGGAUUUGAGACAAGCGAAUCCAGAUGCUGAUAAAUUGACGGCUGAAUUUAUUUCGCUCUAUGGGGUUUGGGGUGAACAAGUCCGAAGGGACUUUUUCAAGUGUGUUCAGUCGUUCACAACGAAGAUCUACAGCGAGUUGGAGAAUAAACCGAUCGAGGAUAUUGCCGAAAUGGCGCAGAAAUAUUACAAUUUGUACAGUAAUCGGGUCAAUAAUACGGAGACGUAUCAGGAAGUUACAACAGACGUUCGGGAUGAGUUGUUGGAUUUUUUCGAAAAGUACGUCAUGGUCAGUCUUUACAGUUGGCUGUUUUGCCCACCGAGCACCAACGACGAAGAGAAAGACUUGAUAAUACAAGAACGCAUACGCAAGCUUAGUUGGGUCAACGCACAUCAUUUAGACUGUUGCAUUAGCGAAACUAGUAUAGAAGUUAGGGAUUUAGUUUACACAGCCAUCACACAUUUACUCGGAAUGGAUUCAAUGAAAGCACCACAAGACAAGCUGUCUUGUGUUGUUUCCUGUUGUCAGAGUGUCGUCAAAGUUUUGCAACAUUGUCAAGGAGGUCCAGUUAGUGCCGAUGAAUUUUUACCAGCUCUCAUUUUCAUCGUCUUGAAAGCGAAUCCGGCACGACUGAAAAGUAACAUUCUUUACGUAACGCGUUUUUGCAACGACAGUCGAUUAAUGCAAGGGGAAGCCGGUUAUUAUUUCACUAAUUUGUGCUGCGCCGUUUCGUUUAUUGAAAAUUUGACCGCUGAGUCGUUAAAUAUGCCUCAGCAAGAGUUCGAGGCUUACAUGAACGGAGAGAUAACAUCGGUAAGUGCCUGGGAAUCGGCACUUGUGGCAUGCGAAGGCAUGCACCAGCUGUGCGAACACUUGUCUCUCCUUAAAGACUUGUCGAUUCGCACGAACACGGUUCAAGACGAAACGAAAAAACUAACUGACGAUAUUUUAAAAUUCAAAGAGGAGAUGAACGAGAAAGUUAAUUCGGUUCUGGAGCGCACUCCACUUAUCAUCAAGCCGCGUAAAACCCCAGAACUUAGUGAAAAGGUUGACGACACUCAAAACAGUCAAAAUUUCUAUUUGCAAAAUCUCCAAAUCGCCACAAGUAACAUCGACGAUGCCAAAACUAAAUUACAACUAGACAUCACACCGUGCGUUAGUAAAACAUCGCCGACUGACGAUCACAGUCUCUCUAAAAUCAACUACGAUAUCGAUUUUUCCGACUUAAGUGGCGAGAGUAGUUUGGCUGAAUUGACCCCAGAAAAGAGAAAAUCGCCAAGUUUCACACCGGAUCCCUUCAGUCCAGUUGGGAGCAGUUGCCCGAUAACACAGGCUCCUUUAAUACCGACAAAACCGGACGAUUUUGUUUUACCGUUCGUUGAAACGCAAGAAACUCUAUUAGAGAAAGAGGACGAAGGACCGAAUUUACCAUCGCCGAUUAAACCAAUGACGGCACAAUAUUCGGGGUUUUCCAAACAGGGGUGGCAAAUACCCAGCAUUCCGUGCAUUACGGGGGAGCUGGGCGCCAAUGCAUCACAAGCCAAUAGUCAGACGAGUCAGGAUAAGGAGAAUUAACUGUAUCAAUGUUUUAAAUAUAUUUUAUUCCCAAUUU